Molecule: messenger RNA, 1408 nt
Organism: Eimeria acervulina
Lineage: Eukaryota; Apicomplexa; Conoidasida; Eucoccidiorida; Eimeriidae
Exons: 5
Biological process (GO): lagging strand elongation; leading strand elongation; mitotic DNA replication initiation
Cellular component (GO): alpha DNA polymerase:primase complex
Molecular function (GO): DNA replication origin binding; purine nucleotide binding; chromatin binding
Source: RefSeq, a predicted model, not a curated record
AUGGUGGAUACGGGUUUGCGUGACGACGGGCGUGGUGAGAAUUAUCGCGAGAGUUUAUUGUUAGGAAGUCGCAUCAAAGCGGAGGUGAACAGACAGUAUAAACAUCUUGAAUUAGAUCUAGAAGCAGUGUUUAGGCGUUUGCUGCUGCUGCGCAAAAAAAAAUAUGCGUGCUGUAUUAUUCAAGACUAUCAUAAAAAAGAAUAUCUGCUGCAGCAAAAGGGUUUAGAUUUUGUUAGAAGAGACUGGGCGCUGCUAACCAAACAAGCAGGUGAGCAGCUGCUUAAAAUUAUCUUCGGAGUUAAUAUGCAGCAGCAACAGCAGCAGCAGCAGCAGCAGCAGCAGCAAGGGACGGGGGCUGGGGAUACAGCAGCAGCAGCAGCAGGAGCAGCAGCAGCAGAAGAAGAAGAUGCAGUAGAUAAAGUUGUGUCUCUUAUUCACGAAAGAUUGCAAGCAAUGAGAGCUGCCUUAGAAGAAGGCCGAGUGCCUCUAGAUCUAUUUGUUAUUACAAAGGCGUUGACGAAGCCUCCUCAGCUGUAUGCACGUAGUGCUGCUACUCCUGCUGCUGCUGCUGCUGCAUGCAUGCAGCCGCAUGUUCUUGUUGCGCUGCGCCUUCUUGCUGCUGGAAGGGCGGUGCAGGCAGGCAACGAGAUAUCAUAUAUUAUCUGUGAUGAAGAAAGCAUUCAAAAAGCAGAAGCAAAACAGCAGCAACAGCAGCAGCAACAGCAGCAGCAGCAGCAACAGCAGCAGCAGCAGCAGCGGGUGCGGAGUGCAGCAGAAAGAGCAUAUCACCCUAGUGAAGUUAAAGCUUUAAAUCUUAAACCUGAUAUAAAAUAUUAUCUGCAGCAGCAGCUGUUCCCGCCUAUUCAGAGGCUUUGCUGUUUUAUUCAGGGUGUUUCUGCUGCUCGAUUAGCUGACUGUUUGGGGCUGCAGCAGCAGCAAAUUAAUCUCUUAAAAGAUAUGCAUGCAAAUGCAGACGAUGAAGACGGAGACACCCUUACUACCUCAACUCAAGGAGAAGACAAAAUACUCGCACUCAUACACAAAAAAGCAGAUGCAUUUAAAAGCUGCAACAUCCCGGCUCAAGUUCCCUGUGGCUUGUGCGGCGCUUGGACGCCUGCAGCAGAGGGCCUCAUGACGUCCAAGUGCAGCGGCUGCAGCAGCUGGCUGUCUCCAUCUGCAUUGCGGGGAGUGCUGCGCCUUUAUUUGUCUUUUCUUUUAAACACAUUUCAUAUACACACAUUCCGCUGCAGCGAGUGCAGCAGCCGCUAUGAAUUUUUACCUCCAGGACCUUUAUCUUCAGGGGCUUCUUUAAGAUGCCCUUUAUGCGAGAGAGGAAAAGUUGUAGACUGUCUACCUCCUCAGCUUCUUUACUUUCAGCUGCAGCACCUCCGCUUCCUUCUCGCUAACA